Messenger RNA from Magallana angulata, 1320 nucleotides. RefSeq names its product zip homologous protein 2-like. Gene Ontology annotation, cellular component: synaptonemal complex. The transcript has 17 exons. The record is from RefSeq and is a predicted model, not a curated record. Bases 384 to 1307 code for a protein of 307 amino acids. Gene Ontology annotation, molecular function: SUMO transferase activity. NCBI's taxonomy places the organism in Eukaryota, Metazoa, Mollusca, Bivalvia, Ostreida, Ostreidae. Gene Ontology annotation, biological process: protein sumoylation; homologous chromosome pairing at meiosis; reciprocal meiotic recombination.
AAAUGACAUUUUAUUUUCUCCAAAUUAUUGGUAUUAAAACACAAAAAAUUGUGUCCAUAAUUUAAUUAGUACAGGUAGUAUAGAUAUAGCUUUUCUUUUUAUAUUCUUAACAGUUUAAUUACAUGUACUACCAGUACCUAGGUAGAGUUUUUUCAUAAUUCUAAUUUCCAAGGACCCAGUCCAGUCUGAUCCCAUGCAGAUUUUAAAAAGCCAGGAAAACUGUCCCAAAGCAAUUCCCCCUUAUCCUUGGCAUGUAUCAGGCAAUCUCAAAUGUAUUUAGUUAUACACUAGGAAUGGGUCCCUAACGUCUACCAACCACUGCAAAAAGUAUCAAAUCAUGACUCUUGAUGACCCUUGAUUAAGGGGCCAGUUCUGGUUUAACAAUGGGGCUUUAUGCAACAAAGACAAAAUGUCAGAUGUGUGGCUCCACCAAUGUUAAUGUCAUUCCACUUUCUGCAAAGAUGGGGCCAGAUGUUCAAAUCUUUUUCACCAACAUUGUUGAAUUAGUGAAGAAAAACACCCAACAGAUAAUACAGGUAUUGGAGUUUCAGAACAGUCACAGAAGAAGAUACCUGUCAUAUCUUGCUGCUCAGUUAAAUAAGCUGAAGGAGUGUAUGGAAAAGGCCCAAAAGUUAUACAAAUACAAUCAAGAACUUGAGAAAGAACUAACAAACUCCAAAGAGGAAAUUGCUUAUUUGAAAAGAGCUAUAAAAGAACAGAAUAUACAGCAACAUAGUCUCAUAGAAAUCAGCUCAAACAAAAAUUCUCCUCAAACUGCCUCCAGAAGUAGCACAACAAUCAUAGGCCCAAAUUAUGUGAAUCCCAAGUAUGGAAUGAGAACUACUCCUCCAUAUCUUGACCGGCAAAACCGAAAUACUCCUCCAUUUGGAUCCAAAAGUUUCCUUGGAAAAACACCUCCAUCAAGUCAAGAACUAAAACGGAUAUCACCAAGGGGUUCACCAGGAGUUCAAGAUUGCUUUGGUAGUUACAUGCAGGUUGGUGUCAGACAAGGAAGAGGAGCUAGUCGGAUUUCUCCAUCUGUGGAUUCUAGAGAAACUCUCAGAAAUUCUCCAUCCCAGAGUCAAAGUUCAACAGAGAUACAAAGAAGUUCUGGUCAUGCAAGAGCAGGAGUUCAAAUCAGACAUUCUCCCAUGGAGCAUUCUGAUAAUCUUGGAAUGUUACGAAAUCAGAUAAAUUGUCCCCUGCACAAAGUUCACACAGAUCGAUGCCCCAUCCCAUCCCAUUUUGAGCAUGUUGAUGAAGAAUCAGAGAGAUGCAGCUGUGAUUGUUUUUCAUUGUAUCAUUGAAGUGAUGAUUCAA